Molecule: messenger RNA, 1252 nt
Organism: Mesitornis unicolor (brown roatelo)
Lineage: Eukaryota; Metazoa; Chordata; Aves; Mesitornithiformes; Mesitornithidae
Product: epsin-2-like
Exons: 7
Source: RefSeq, a predicted model, not a curated record
UCCCCUCGAGUCUCCUCAGAGCUCGAGCAGGCCCGGCCUCAGACAAGCGGGGAGGAAGAGCUCCAACUGCAGCUGGCGCUGGCGAUGAGCCGGGAAGUGGCGGAGCAGGAGGAGCGCCUCAGACGCGGAGAUGAUCUGAGAUUACAGAUGGCUCUGGAGGAGAGUCGCAGAGACACAAUUAAAAUUCCCAAAAAGAAGGAGCUUGGUCAUGCUCUUGAUUAAAGCUCAGCUUAUUCCUGCCCUCAGCAUACCACUCUGUUGGACCUAAUGGAUGCCCUGCCCUCUUCGGCACCGGCCCCACCGAAAACGGAGCCUUGGGGACCUCCUGCUGUUGCAAACCAAACCGAUCCCUGGGGAGGAUCCACAGUUGCAGCUACUGCCUCUGACCCGUGGCAAUCAUUUGGUGCCAAACCAGCUGCUUCCGUCGACCCUUGGGCAGCACCGGCAGGAUCCACAGCUCAGCCUAUGUCCAAAAAUGUUGACCCUUGGGCUCCUGCUCAGCCGUCUUCUACUGCAGCAAAAUCUUCUGUGGAUCCUUGGGGGCCAGCACCGGCCAACAAACCUCUCUCUACUUCUGGAAGUACAUCUUUUGACCUCUUCAGUAAUUUGAAUGGUACAGUUAAAGAUGAUUUUUCUGAAUUUGACACACUUCGAACUUCCAAAAAGCCAGCUGAAUCAGGUUCCACUUUGCCAUCUCAGCAUAGCGGUACCACAAGUCCCGAUCUCUUUGAUUCCCAGCACUCGAGCGUGACAUCAGGCAAACAAAGCGCAGCUCGGAAAACCCCCGAGUCUUUCUUGGGCCCCAAUGCUGCUUUGGUGAACCUGGAUUCACUGGUGUCUAAGCCGCCGCAACCUGUUACUUCCCUGAAUCCAUUCUUGGCGCCAGGCGCCGCUACAGCACCAACUCCAAUCAACCCUUUCCAAGUGAAUCAGCCUCAGCCCCUCACUCUAAAUCAGAUGAGAGCGAGCCCGGUGAUGGGAACCAGCCCCUCCUUCAGCACCGUGCCACCGAUGAGCAUGGAGCCAAUACCUCUGUCUUCCAUGGCCCCCGUGCCCGUGGGGAUGGCACCGAUACCAGCUAUGGGCACCGUGGCAUCCAUCACGAGGAUGGGCCAGGGGCUGAACGUGAGCAUUGCAGGAUCAAUGACCCAACCUCUUCACAGUACAGGAAUCCCGCCGUCAGCGUCCCAGCCUACAAAUACAACUAACCCUUUUCUCCUAUAAAGACCCGAUUAAAGGAACUUUCUUUUCA